ACAUGGAUGCACUGGAGCCUACAGAGGAUGUGGAGACUGUCCCAACGUCCCAGAAAGUGUGUCUAAGCUGGGAAAGACCUUAACAAUCUCUGUGGUCCUACCAACCUGCACCCCGUGCUUCUGCCCCACGGUGCAUGCAGCCAGAACCCCACAGUAUGGAGCCCAGCAACAGGACAGCCAUCUCCGAGUUCAUCUUGAAGGGAUUUUCUGGUUACCCGGCCCUGGAGCACCUACUCUUUCCUCUGUGUUCAUCCAUGUACCUGGUGACCCUGCUGGGGAACAGCGCCAUUGUGGCGGUGAGCACGCUGGAUGCCCGCCUACACACGCCCAUGUACUUUUUUCUGGGUAAUCUUUCCAUUUUGGACAUCUGCUACACAUCUACUUUCGUGCCCCUGAUGCUCGUCCACCUCCUGUCGUCCCGGAAGACCAUCUCCUUUACUGGCUGUGCCAUCCAGAUGUGCCUGAGCCUCUCCACAGGCUCCACGGAGUGCCUGCUGCUUGCCAUCAUGGCCUAUGACCGCUACCUGGCCAUCUGUCAGCCACUCAGGUACCCUGUGCUCAUGACCAACAGGCUCUGCCUGGUGCUGGCAGGUGCCUCCUGGGCACUCUGCCUCCUCAAGUCCGUGACAGAAACUGUCAUCGCCAUGAGGCUGCCCUUCUGUGGCCACCACGUGAUCAGACACUUCACCUGCGAGAUCCUGGCUGUGCUGAAGCUGGCCUGUGGUGACACAUCGGUCAGCGAUGCCUUCCUGCUGGUGGGCGCCAUCCUCCUCCUGCCUGUACCCCUGACCCUCAUCUGCCUGUCCUACAUGCUGAUCCUGGCCACCAUCCUGAGGGUGCCCUCAGCCGCCGGGCGCCGCAAAGCCUUCUCCACCUGCUCGGCACACCUGGCUGUGGUCCUGCUUUUCUAUAGCACCAUCAUCUUCAUGUAUAUGAGACCCAAGAGCAAGGAGGCCCAUAUCUCCGACCAGGUCUUCACAGUCCUCUACGCUGUGGUAACCCCCAUGCUGAACCCCAUCAUCUACAGCCUGAGGAACAAGGAGGUGAAGGAGGCUGCCAGGAAAGCUUGGGGCAGUCGACGGGCCUGUAGGUGA
Alexandromys fortis (reed vole) is the source of this 1094-nucleotide messenger RNA. RefSeq names its product olfactory receptor family 13 subfamily J member 1 (gene Or13j1). Gene Ontology annotation, biological process: G protein-coupled receptor signaling pathway; detection of chemical stimulus involved in sensory perception of smell. The record is from RefSeq and is a predicted model, not a curated record. Gene Ontology annotation, cellular component: plasma membrane. The transcript has a single exon. The coding region runs from base 135 to 1094 and encodes 319 amino acids. Gene Ontology annotation, molecular function: olfactory receptor activity; G protein-coupled receptor activity. NCBI's taxonomy places the organism in Eukaryota, Metazoa, Chordata, Mammalia, Rodentia, Cricetidae.